Perognathus longimembris pacificus (Pacific pocket mouse) is the source of this 1035-nucleotide messenger RNA. It is a transcript of the gene Srrd, whose product is annotated as SRR1 domain containing. The transcript has 7 exons. NCBI's taxonomy places the organism in Eukaryota, Metazoa, Chordata, Mammalia, Rodentia, Heteromyidae. Bases 37 to 1035 code for a protein of 332 amino acids. Gene Ontology annotation, biological process: microtubule-based process. Gene Ontology annotation, cellular component: cytoplasm; nucleus. The record is from RefSeq and is a predicted model, not a curated record.
UACCGCGGCGGCGCGGGCCGGUGAUACCAGAGGCCGAUGGCGGCGGCCGCCCCGGAGGCCUGGCAGACGGUCUCCUCGCGCGGGAGGCCUCGCUCGGCCGCGCGGCGGCAGAGAAUCGCGAACGCUGGAGGCGCUCGUGCGGAGGUCGAGGCGGACUGCGGAGUCGUGCUUCGUCGCCUUCGAGAGGCCGAGAAUGACCUGCUUGUCUCUGAUUUCUGGAGCUCAGCACUAGAACCCAUCAGGCAAUGCCUUUCAAAGCAGCUGCAACAAAUGAAGUCCCCAAUAGGGAACCUUCCAGAAGCCCUUGGAAGCCUGUUUCUUCACUCACCACCAGCCACAUCAGACAGGGCAGCUGGCUUCCACCCAGGAGGGAGCCUGGCUUUGGAUGCCUGCCUGGUGCAGUGUGUUUGCUAUGGGCUGGGGAAUUUCGCCUCCUGCAUCACAGCCCGCACCCAGCUGGCAUUUCUGCUCCUCCUGCUGGACCGGUGCCAGAUACCCAGAAAUCACUGCUGGGUCUAUGACCCUCUGUUCAGUCAGCUUGAAAUUGCGGUUCUCAGCAUGCUCGGCGUGGCUGUUCUCACUGAGAACGAGGAAGGGAAGCGGAGUGUGCAAGGCGAGCCCACCAUCUUCUACAUGCCACACUGUGGGACAGCGCUGUAUAACAACCUUUUAUGGAGCAACUGGUCAGUAGCUGCCCUUUCCAAGAUGGUGGUCAUUGGGAACAGCUUCACAGGCCUCAGGGAAAGGAUGCUGACGAGGGUUCUGCACAAGAAUUACCCGUAUGUGGCAAAGGUCCUAGAGGGCCUGGAGGAGCUGCAGCUUCCGGACACCCCACAAUAUGCGGACACCUUCAAUGACACCUCCGUGCACUGGUUCCCCAGGCCACGGCUGGAGCAACUCCCCAGGGACCUGUGGGCCUUUCAGGAGGAGCCCAAUUACCAGGAAUGUGAGGACCUGGAGAUCAUCAGGAAGCAGCCUGCCCAUGCUGCAGCUGUUCCCCCGAACCCUGGUGCCACAGAAGAGGGGCUGCACUGA